Molecule: messenger RNA, 2792 nt
Organism: Haliotis rubra (blacklip abalone)
Lineage: Eukaryota; Metazoa; Mollusca; Gastropoda; Lepetellida; Haliotidae
Product: tripartite motif containing 13-like
Exons: 2
Coding region: 480-1358 (292 amino acids)
Biological process (GO): positive regulation of DNA-templated transcription
Cellular component (GO): chromatin; nucleoplasm
Molecular function (GO): ubiquitin-protein transferase activity; metal ion binding
Source: RefSeq, a predicted model, not a curated record
UUUAUUACAUGUAGGAUAGAGGAAGUAAUGAUAUCAUAAGCAUGGCAUGUAGGAUAGAGGGAGUAGUGAUAUCACAAACAUUGUUUAUUACAUGUAGGAUAGAGGAAGUAAUGAUAUCAUAAGCAUGGCAUGUAGGAUAGAGGGAGUAGUGAUAUCACAAACAUUGUUUAUUACAUGUAGGAUAGAGGAAGUAAUGAUAUCAUAAGCAUGGCAUGUAGGAUAGAGGGAGUAGUGAUAUCACAAACAUUGUUUAUUACAUGUAGGAUAGAGGAAGUAAUGAUAUCAUAAGCAUGGCAUGUAGGAUAGUGGGAGUGGUGAUAUCACAAACAUUGUUUAUUACAUGUAGGAUAGAGGAAGUAAUGAUAUCAUAAGCAUGGCAUGUAGGAUAGAGGGAGUAGUGAUAUCACAAACAUUGUUUAUUACAUGUAAGAUAGUGUAGUGAUAUCGCGAAAAGAUAGUCUUUGUUUAUUUUAAGCAGGAUGGAGGGAGCUGAAGCUGCUAUUGAGGAAAACCUAAGCUGCUCUAUCUGCACCGAGGUUCUGACAGACCCUAAAACUCUUCAAUGCCUCCAUAACUUCUGUGCAUCAUGUCUCCAGGAGUAUCUUAACUUAUCAGCUCGUCUCAACACUCAUGUGUCGGGCAUCAAAUGUCCCAACUGCCGAGAAGAGACGCAGGUCCCUGACCCCUCUAGACAAGUUAGUCAGUGGGUCUCCCAGCUCCGGACCAACUGCAUCAUCAGGAACACCAUUGAACAGGGCCUACACAGGCCUUCUGACAAAGAUUGUGACAUUUGCAGAGAUGAUGACCGAAACAUCCAAGCAGUGGUUCAGUGUUCUACAUGUCAGCUCACAUUCUGCCAGCCCUGCCUUCGUGUCCACAAAAUGAUCCCUGCAUGCAGAGAACAUUAUGUGAAAAGAAUAGCCAGUAUCCCUCCUAUCAAGUAUGAAUGUUACAACUUUAACAUCAGCCUGGAAACAAAUUCAUCAUCAAGUCGAAGAAAGAAGAUGUCCCAAAGAGUGAAAGAAGAAAUCAGCUCCAAAAUUGAUGUCAUUUGUAAGAGAGGCGUGGAGGACAUCAAGAACAAGGAGAAGCAGUUGACAGCAGAUACUGAUGCUGUUCUUGAUGAAGUGUUUGAGAAAUUUGACUCUUUGUAUCCAGUACUCAGUGCUGAUGAAAGGAGUGAUCACAGCUCACUUGACGAUUCGGAUGAAGAGGAUGGCAAGGAAGUAGUAACCACAAUCAAGCUGUCCUCAAAGGUUGAGUCAUUUAUCAACAGUGGUUACGGAGAUUCACUGGCAUCUGCAAGGGCAACAUUAGACUUCAAGGAAACAGAAGACCUGGGAUUCGCCCCCCUCUGAUUCUGAUGAUCCUGGGAUGGAGACCAUAGAGGUAAAUAUGGAUGAUCUGGAAGAUGAAGAGGAUGAGAUGGAAGAGUUCUCCCGUUCCUAUGUGGGAGACGCUGAUUGUUGGUUGGGAGAUGAAGAUGCUCCUUGGAUAAAGAGCAUUCUUGUAAUGAAAUCCUGCAGUAUGGAAACUAUUGUUGUGGCGGAUUUGGAACAACAGAUGUGUCAAAUCCUUCUACACUGACGUAGGCGGACCUUGUCAUAGCCGCUUAAAGUUGACUGGUCGGCCAUGGGGACUCACAGAACUUAUAAAUGAAAGGAUCUUUGUUACUUGUCCAGAUGAAAAGUCUAUCCUCACAGUUAGGGUUAGACCUGAGCUUCAGACUGUGCAGAAGAUUAAAGUGGAAAAGAAAUUGUUCAGUGUUGCCACCGUGGAUCCGGACACAGUUAUAGCUUGUGCUCAAGACGAGCAUCCCCCUCCCUUACUCAUCAUGAACCUGAGAGGAACCAUCCUGAAAACCAUUGCCCAGGUCAUGAAUCAAAACCUUUUCGAAUUGCCAACAUGCAUCACCACGUCACCAUGGGGAUAUUAUUUGGUUGCUGAAAAAAAUGGGGCAGGUCCUGUCUAUAACAAAAGAGGGGUUCGUUUGUAACAGAGAGCCUAUAGAGCUCGAGACAUCACUACAGUGGAUAACAUGUAGCCGUGAUGUUGGCAAGGUGUAUAUAGUUGACACAGAAGGAAACAACAUUGUGUGGGUCAGGGAAGGAAGAGAGAACAUGACUGUCAUCAAAGAAGAACAUGGCAUACUGUUCCCAGUUUGUGUCUGUCGAUACAGGGAUGCCAUGUAUGUGGUAGAGAGAAUGGGGAAGAUCAAGAAGUUUCAACUCACUACAGAAAAUUGACAUGAGUUACAUACCUCCACAGGUAAUGUAUCCCCUGAAGAAACUUUCAAAACUAAUGGUAUACAAAGAAAUCAGAAGAGGUUUGCAUAAACUGAUGUUUCUUCGAAUGUGAAGCUGAAUGAUGCCAAACCCAUACAGUGAAUAUGAUGAGUGCUUCAUACUGCAUCAGCAAUGGCCAUAUUUCAGGACAUAUUUAUUGUUGGCUUACACAGCCAUGUGUAGUGACAGUUACUGAUGGUUAACGCCAUAGUAUUUAUUUCAAUGGGGUGAUGAUGGCCUGUAAGUAUAAACAUGCUCUGACCAGAAGAACAAGUGAAUUAUACUGGAUUAUAGUCUGUCAUACAGAUAUACUUAUAUAUAUAAGAGCUAUGCAUAAGGAAGGAGCUUUUAUACAUGACUUACCAAAACGGCAGGCGUUCAGUAAAAUCCAUUUUUGCCUUACUUGAUAUUGAUUAUGAAUUUAGAUGUUCUAGAAAUAAUGAAAAAGCUGAAGUCUUUUUGCAGUGUUCUUGUAGUGUUAAAAAAAUAAAUAACAUAUCCAUCAUA